This is a messenger RNA of Aphanomyces invadans, 1151 nucleotides long. RefSeq lists its product as hypothetical. The record is from RefSeq and is a predicted model, not a curated record. Lineage: Eukaryota; Oomycota; Saprolegniomycetes; Saprolegniales; Verrucalvaceae. The transcript has 4 exons. Bases 1 to 891 code for a protein of 296 amino acids.
AUGUUGGCACGCAAGCAGGCAGCUCAGUUGUUGUUCGUGGCGGCGACAGCCGUGCGUCUGUCGGCGGCGAAUGUAACGAGCGGCGAUUUGGUCCUUCGAACGGGAUCUGGCGCUGCAAAGACUGGGAACGUUCAAGUGUCUGCGGGCGAUGCAACCAGUCGUGGUGACUUUGCUGUCACAGCAAGCAACACUCGAGUUGAAGCGACAGACGGUUUGGCUGCCGUCCAUGGACCAACAGUGCGUGUGGCGGCAGCUCAAGGCAGUCUCAACUUGCUGACCGAAACGACGGGCGACGUGGUCAUCGCAACUGGUGACAACAGCGGCGCAAGCUCAAACGUCACGAUCCAAGCAGGAACGAGUUCGUCGAGUCAAGCGGGAUCGAUUGAGUUGAAGGGCGGUCGUGGUGUGGCCGGUGCAGUCGUAUUGCAGGGUGGUGACAGCUCCACUGCCAACGGAGGCUCAGUGAAGAUAACGUCUGGCCGCGGCGAGACUGCUUCGGCAGUUGAGGUUGCCGUCGGCGGCACGGUGGAGUUGGCUGCAGGUCAAGGAUUGUCUGGCGCUGGGGGCGACGUUGUGAUCAACAGCGGCGCCAACGGCGGGGCAGUGCGCGUCCAUGCCAGUGAUGUGCUUUCUGCAGCAGCCUCGUUGGUUACCGUGGAUGGCGAGUCGCUGGCUCUGGAUCAAGCAGCGGUGGUGCUGUGGACCUUCAUGCCGGUGACGGAGUUGAAGGUGGUUCUGUCUUCAUUCAGAGCGGUCGCGGAGGUCAUGAAUCGGGUGGGUCACUUUCUCUCCGUGCUGGACAAAGCGAUGAGGCCGUUGGUGGACAUGUUGACCUUCUUUCUGGCGUUGGCAAUCGCGCUGAAAGUGGUGCGGUUCAAGUCUCCUCUAUGAGCGGCCUGAAAUCGGGAAGUGUGAUUGUUUCAAGUGGAAAUGGCUCGUCAGCUUCUGGGACCAUAACUUUGUCAAGUGGAUCAUCAGGUGCAACCGUGGGUGGAAACGUGAAUGUCUUAGCGGGAAGCAGUGCUGACAAGGGUAGUGCUGUAACUAUUCGAGCUGGCCGAAGCAGCCUUCGCACAGGUGGCGACAUUCAACUUUCCAGUGGAAAGAGCGAAACAUUGACAGGCGAUGUGGCCAUUCAAUCUGCAAAUGCA